GGCUGAGAACGACGACUCUCUCCACUGCGACCCGCCGCAACACCUCCCACCCACAACGAUGAAGAGCUGCGCUUUCGCCCUGUCGCUGGUGUGCCUGGUGGUUGCUGCUGCCGCCUACACCACCAAGUACGACAACAUCGACCUGGACGACAUCCUGCACAACGACCGCCUGCUCAAAAAGUACCACGAGUGUUUGUUGUCGGACGCCGACACGUCCUGCACGGCUGACGGCAAAGAGCUCAAGGCCGCCAUUCCUGAUGCGCUGACCAACGAGUGCGCCAAGUGUAACGAGAAGCAGAAGGCUGGCGCCGAGAAGGUGAUCAGGUUCCUCAUCAAGGAGAAGCCCGACCUGUGGACGCCGCUGGAGAACAAGUACGACCCCACCGGCACCUACAGGCAGAAGUAUGGCGAGGAACUGAAGAAGGUCUCCGCUUGAACUCCAGGGCACCUUUCGGGCUGUACUGUGAUAGCUCCAAAACAUUUAAAUUAUGUAAAUUGUUGUUAUGCGGAUAAACCCGCCUAAUGUUUUUAAAUAAAACACGUUAGUCAAAA
Messenger RNA from Schistocerca piceifrons (Central American locust), 552 nucleotides. Its product is annotated as allergen Tha p 1-like. The record is from RefSeq and is a predicted model, not a curated record. The coding region runs from base 59 to 436 and encodes 125 amino acids. The transcript is spliced from 2 exons. Lineage: Eukaryota; Metazoa; Arthropoda; Insecta; Orthoptera; Acrididae.